GCUACUCUGCGUCCGACUGCUAGUUUAGCUGUUGCUGCUAGUUUCAGGAGGCGACGAGCCUGUGGAGAAUUUGAGCUGCUGCUCGCGGAGGCAACCCGCCGCAGGAGGAGUUCAACUGCUGCUUCCGGUGGCAGCACGCCGGAGAAGGAGCUGAGCUGCUGCUCCCGGAGGCAACACGCCGGAGGAGGAUCUGAGCUUCCGCUCCUGGAGGAGACACGUCUUCUCUGGCACUGCUGCCACGCUGAGCCCCAGGUCUUCUCCGCCGUCUGCGUUGUCCAUCCAUCUCAGAGAAAAAUUAGCCAGCAACAAUGGCGAUGGUGCUGGAUGCAUUUGCAUCCUACCUGGUGGACAUGCUCACGCAGGCAGCAACAGAUGAGGUGAAGAUGAUGUUGGGCGUCACCGGCGAGAUUGAAAAGAUGGGAGACAAGCUUCGGGACCUCAAGAACUUCCUGGCCGAUGCCGAUAGGAGGAACAUCACCGACGAGACUGUUCGAGAGUGGGUGGGUCUGCUCAAGCGUGCCAUGUACGAAGCUACUGACAUCCUUGACCUCUGCCAGCUCAAGGCCAUGGAGCGUGGACCAUCCUCGGUAAACACAGGGUGUUUCAAUCCCUUGCUCUUCUGCAUGAGGAACCCCUUCCAUGCUCGUGAGAUCGGCACCCGCAUCAAGGCGCUCAAUCAGAGGCUUGACGAUAUCAAGGAACGGAGCACUGCUUUCAAAUUUAUCAAUCUUGGGUCCUAUGAGGAUCAUCGCAGCAACACCCAUGCCUCUCACCAUGGUAAUCUAGGCCAGGAGACGGUAGGGGACUUUGACCGGUCGGCUAUUGUUGGAGACAAGAUUGAAGAAGACACAAGAGCACUGGUGGCCCAGAUCAUGCAGACUGGAAAGGAUGUCAACAAUGGCAUCAAGGUGGUUGCUAUCGUAGGUGUUGGUGGGAUCGGCAAGACCACCCUCGCCCAGAAGGUCUUCAAUGAUGAGGCAAUCCAAGGUGAAUUCAGCAAAAAGAUAUGGUUGAGCAUCAACCAAAACUCCAGUGAAGUUGAGCUGCUGAGAAGAGCUGUCGUCGGUGCCGGUGGAAAUGCCCAGCUGGCUGGGAAUGCAAAGGAUGCGCUUCACCGAGCCCUAAUGCAGGCCUUGAAGGACCACAAGACCUUGCUGGUAAUGGAUGAUGUGUGGGAUGAUGGAGCUUGGGAGCGUGUGCUCAAAAUACCCUUGGCCAAUGGUGCUGCUUCAGGCAGCCGUGUCCUCAUCACAACUAGAGAUGAACGUGUCGCCCAAGGGGUGGCAGCUAUACGGCCGUACCACCACGUCGACACAUUAGCGCCCGAUGACGCUUGGUCAUUGCUCAAGAAGCAGGUACUUUCAAAUGAGAUAGAUGAAGACCAUAUCAGUACGCUAAAGGAUAUCGGAUUGAAACUUAUAAAAAAAUGCGGUUGCUUACCACUUGCCGUUAAAGUAAUGGGAGGACUCUUGCGUCAAACAGGGGGGCUACGUCGUGACUGGGAGCAGGUUUUGGAUGAUUCUAACUGGUCAACAACAAAAAUGCCCCAAGAGCUCAACCACACAGUAUACUUAAGCUAUGAACAUAUGCCUUCUUAUCUGAAGCAGUGCUUUCUAUUCUACUCUCUUCUUCCAAAAAGUAGAAUUUUUAAUCUGGAUCAAGUUGUUGCAAUGUGGAUUAGUGAAGGAUUUAUUCAUGGAAAUUCUAUUGAUUUGGAAGAAUUGGGAGAAAAUUACUACAAGGAGUUGGUAUCUAGGAACCUGAUAGAGCCAGAUAAAUCAUAUGUUGAUCUAUGGGUUUGCAGCAUGCAUGAUGUUGUUCGCUCAUUUGCUCAGUAUAUGACUAAAGAUGAAGCACUCGUGGCUCAAGAUGGAGAAAAUGAUAUUCUUGCUAAACUUAGUAUACAAAACUUUCUUCGGUUGUCCAUAGAAACUAACCAAUCACAAUCAGGUGAACUUGAUUGGAAAUGUCCACAGGCGCAGCAAUCAGUGAGAACAUUGAUCUCAACUAUCAAGAUUAAGAUGAAGCCCAGUGAUUCACUGGCUACUUUUUCUAGUUUGCGGACUCUGCAUAUGGAAUCUGCAGAUAUAGCUGUAUUGCUUGAAUCAUUGCAUCAGCUCAAGCACCUGAGGUAUCUUGCACUAGUAAAUGCUGAUAUAUCUGUACUUCCAGAGAACAUUGGCAAGAUGAAACUGUUGCAAUUCCUUGUCCUUGUUGGAUGUAUAAAAUUGGUGAAUCUUCCUGAUAGCAUUGUGAAGCUUGGCCAGCUGAGGUUACUUUCACUUCCAGGAGCAAGUAUGGUACCUAGAGGGUUCAGUGGUCUGACAAAUAUGAGGAAACUAAGUAUGUUUCGAGCUCACAUGGAUGAUGAUUGGUGCAGUUUGGAUGAGUUGGGGCCUCUUUCCCAGCUCAGGUUUCUUGAAUUAGUUCAAUUGGAGAAUGUAUCUGCUGCCUCAUUUGCUGCUAAUGCUAGGCUCAGUGAGAAGAUGCAUCUUAUCACGCUGAUGCUGGCAUGUACCAGUAAACUUGGAAACGAUGGGUUGGUCAAAGAGAAGGAAGGUGUCUUUGAGGAAGAGCAACAACGAAUUGAGAAGGUUCUCGAUAAGCUCUGCCCUCCAUCUACUGUAGAAGUUCUUGAACUCAAGGGGUAUUUUGGCCGGCAACUCCCAAGAUGGAUGAUGUCCACAUCAAUGGUGCCCCUCAACAACUUGAAGAUUAUAUUGUUUAGUGAUCUGGCUUGUUGCACACAACUUCCCAAUGGGUUGUGCCAGCUCCCCAAUCUGCAGUUCCUACAGGUCUCUCGUGCUCCAUGCAUCAAACAUGUAGGGACUGGAUUCUUGCAGGUGGCAGUAGCUUCAUUUCCGAGGUUAAAUAAAUUGGUCUUGAAAGGAAUGGUGGAAUGGGAGGAGUGGGAGUGGGAGGAGCAAGUACAAGCCAUGCGCCGUUUGGAGGAACUUGUGCUCAGUGAAUGCAGACUGAGGCAUGUUCCUCCAGGCCUUGCCUCCGAUGCAAGCUCUUUGAAAUUAUUAAUUCUACAUCAAGUCAAGCACCUUACCAACAUUGAGAGCUUUCCUUCUGUUGUUGAGCUUUUACUGAAUGGAUGCCCCGAUCUGGAGAGGAUCACCGAUCUCCCCAAUCUGCAGAAGCUUACCAUCGAGAACUGCCCAAAGUUGAAGGUGUUGGAGCAUAUCCCUUCACUCGAGAGGCUGGUCCUGAAGGAUUACGCCAUGGAAAAACUCCCAGAAUACAUGCGAGACAUAAAGCCAAGGCAUCUGCAGUUAUUCUGCAGGCUAUGGUUGCUCUCUGCGGUAGCCGCGGGACAAUCUGGCACUGAGUGGGACAAGUUCAGCCAAGUGGAGCAUGUCAAGGCAUAUGCAGGUGAUGGAGACAACCCAAGAAAAUGGUAUGUUUUGUACACGAGAGGAGACAACUGCAAGUUGGAUUCAAAUAUUAGCAACUCUAUCAUAUUUGAAGAAACCUUAUCAUCUUCUAUGGUGGAUGCACAAGGAUUUGACUCUGUGUACAAAAUGAGAAGAAGUACCUUCAGUUACGUCUGCAGCUUGGUGAGGAUCCCAUUUUUGGAAGAUAUGAUGGCAAGGGAUCACACUUUUGUUGAUGGGAGAUUGUUGUCUUUGCAAGACAGAGUAGCUGUCGCUCUGAGGGUACUGAGCUCUGGUGACUCUCCGGUUACCGUAGGAUUCUCUCUUGGAGUGAACGAGUCAACUGUCUCGCUGGUAACUCAGGUGUUUGUUGAGGCUAUGUGCCAGCGAGCAAUGCACCACUGCAGCUGGCCUGGCUCCACUAAAAUGGAGAAGAUCAAGCACAAGUUUGACAAUAUGCACGGCCUCCCAAACUGUUGUGGUGUUGUACGUACAGAUCACAUCACGUUUGGAUCACAAAACCCUGACCAUGAGGAGAAUGACGUGGUGCUAGUGCAAGUUGUCGUUGAUCCAGAUAUGAGGAUCACGGAGGUUUGGUUGGACGGUGAUCUCUUGGAGGGCAUUGAGGAAUAUGCUUGGCUGAAUGGCGGUAAGGUGAAGUUAUCAGAUGGCUCGGAGGUCAGGGAAUACAUCAUUGGUGAUUCAGGAUACCCUAUUCGUCCAUGGUUCCUUACACCUUACCAGUUAGAAAAUGGUCUCCCGCUCUCAGAGUCCAAAAGGGAAUUUAACAGGAGACACUCUGCAGCUACAGCCAUCGCGCCGAGGGCGUUGGCAAGGUUGAAAGACACGUGGAAGUGCCUGCAAGGAGAAGGGUGGCAUCCAGAUAAUCAAUUUGAGAUGCAGUUGACAGUCGGCGCGUGCUGCAUGUUGCACAACAUAGUGAUAGACUUGGAGGAGGAUGAGGGUGCAAGCAUGCCGAGCGGCCACGGGGGGAUUUACGUUGAGAAAGCGUGGAAGUUAGCAGAGCAGGAUGCUGUCAGGGUGAGGGAUGCACUGUCCCAGCACUUGACCGGAUCUGGAGUUCACACAAUGGUUGCAGAGGAGGAAGAAGCAGAUGUAGCAGCAGUUGCAUCUGGUUCAGAAGAUGGAAACAAGGAACACGAUGCACGCCAACGACAAAAGGCAGAUCGAGGAAAGGAGAAAGUGCAUGAUAGCUAGCUAGAAAGAAAGGUGGAAGCGAGACUACCCGGGCUAGGCCUAGCUUGGACAUCCUCAUCCUGCUGCUGCUCAGCCUACACUAUUGAAUUACAUCCGGCAGUAGGUUGUCAGGCGAAAACACAAGCAUUCUGUAAUUUAUAUUAUUGGCAACAAGAAAGCUUUUAUGAGAUUGAGAGAACAACUAGUAAUGUAGCUACAUGGAGACGGAAGACAGUGUGUAAUUUGUUUUGUUUCAGUUGCUUGCCUGUAACCUGAAGGAAGAACUUGUGAACAUAUAUAAUGGCAGCGCUUGAGUCUUGUUUUUGGGCA
Triticum aestivum (bread wheat) is the source of this 4907-nucleotide messenger RNA. RefSeq names its product disease resistance RPP13-like protein 4. Bases 309 to 4598 code for a protein of 1429 amino acids. The record is from RefSeq and is a predicted model, not a curated record. Gene Ontology annotation, molecular function: ADP binding. The transcript has 6 exons. Lineage: Eukaryota; Viridiplantae; Streptophyta; Magnoliopsida; Poales; Poaceae.